Molecule: messenger RNA, 1179 nt
Organism: Penicillium bovifimosum
Lineage: Eukaryota; Fungi; Ascomycota; Eurotiomycetes; Eurotiales; Aspergillaceae
Product: GATA transcription factor LreB
Exons: 2
Coding region: 1-1179 (392 amino acids)
Biological process (GO): regulation of DNA-templated transcription
Molecular function (GO): zinc ion binding; sequence-specific DNA binding; protein binding
Source: RefSeq, a predicted model, not a curated record
AUGGCUCUGAGUGGCCCGCAGGAAUAUGAGGGGAUGUCCCUAGCUACUUCCCAGAUGAGGUCAGGCCCCAACGAGGGGCAUCCGGUGUACGCAAUGGAGCAACAGCAGAUCCCCGGAUCCUAUGGCCCACGGUAUGGGAUGCAAACUGCCCAACACGGAGGAUACUCGAAUGUGCAGGAUGAUUCAGGAUGGACAGAGCGCGUGCUCGAGGAAAUGAAAGACAUGCUGCUUCUCUUGACCCCUCUGGGCCGGAUCACCUACGCCACGCCAUCAGCCAAGAACAUCACCGGCCGUACACCGAAACAGCUUGAGGGAACCAUUCUGUCACAGUACAUUCACAAGGACGACCAGACAGUUCUCCAGAAAGACUUGGAGGAAUCGGUCGCCACAAACCAACCGUUCCGGACCCACAUACGAUUUCAAAAGACCAACGGUACAUACUGCCUCAUGGAGGCUCAUGGUCACGCACAUAUUGCCAAUCAGUUCGAGCUUCAGGGUCGAGAGACACCGGCCAAUGAGCGCUGCACCGGCUAUUUCCUCGUGUGUCGACCGCAUCCCAGCAAGAUCUCGCAGCUGCUUGACUCCUUUUUGGAACACAAGGUUGAGAACGCACGUCUGAUUCACCAAAUCGCCAAAUUGAGGCAAGAAGAAGAUGAAGAAGAGGCAACUGGCUCUCGGGUCUUUUACCCCAAGGCCGAAUUGGACACUCGCGCGCCGACCGAUGUGCAAGCCCAACAAACCGCCCGGUCAAGGGAGGUAACUAGUGAUCACGACUCCACGGACACCGUGGGGCCGAACUCGGAUGAAUCCGACACGAGCCAAACAGCGGACUAUUACCAGGGGCCCAAUACCGGCGAAGCUUACUCACACAUACAGGGUAUUGAAGUCAUGACCGGCCUGCACUACGCCGAGGGCGAGAGAUCGCAAGGCUUAAGUACAGGGGCCAGUCGUGGCGGGCUUGUGCACUGCGAAAUUGAUAUCACUACGGCCGCCGACCAAGAGCGCAAUGUCCAGGAGGGUGACCGGCGUAAGAGACUCAAGGGCCAACAUGUCUGUAGCGACUGCGGUACGGCAGACUCGCCAGAAUGGAGGAAGGGACCCAACGGACCGAAGACUUUGUGCAAUGCCUGUGGCUUGCGCUGGUCUAAAAAAGAGAAGAAACGUCAGGAGUCAGCUUAG